Messenger RNA from Gorilla gorilla gorilla (western lowland gorilla), 1232 nucleotides. It is a transcript of the gene OCEL1, whose product is annotated as occludin/ELL domain containing 1. Gene Ontology annotation, biological process: bicellular tight junction assembly. NCBI's taxonomy places the organism in Eukaryota, Metazoa, Chordata, Mammalia, Primates, Hominidae. The record is from RefSeq and is a predicted model, not a curated record. The transcript has 6 exons. Gene Ontology annotation, cellular component: cytoplasmic vesicle; bicellular tight junction; apical plasma membrane. Bases 48 to 827 code for a protein of 259 amino acids.
CCCAGCCCUGCUGAGCGACCCCGCCAGUCGGGUCCAUCCUGCAGUAAAUGCACAACCCGGACGGAAGUGCCUCUCCGACAGCAGAUCCAGGCUCGGAGCUCCAGACGCUGGGACAGGCCGCCCGCAGACCACCCCCGCCGCGCGCGGGACACGACGCCCCCCGCAGGACCCGCCCAUCAGCCCGGAAACCCCUGAGCUGCUUCUCCCGGAGGCCGAUGCCCACACGGGAGCCCCCAAAGACUCGCGGCUCCCGGGGGCACCUGCAUACUCACCCGCCUGGGCCUGGGCCCCCGCUGCAGGGACUGGCGUCCCGAGGCCUCAAAACCAGCGCCCCCCGCCCUCCGUGCCAGCCCCAGCCGGGACCCCACAAGGCAAAGACCAAGAAGAUUGUGUUUGAGGAUGAGUUGCUCUCCCAGGCCCUCCUGGGCGCCAAGAAGCCUAUUGGAGCCAUCCCUAAGGGGCAUAAGCCUAGGCCCCACCCACUGCCCGACUAUGAGCUUAAGUACCCACCAGUGAGCAGUGAGAGGGAACGGAGCCGCUAUGUCGCAGUGUUCCAGGACCAGUACGGAGAGUUCUUGGAGCUCCAGCACGAGGUGGGGUGUGCACAGGCAAAGCUCAGGCAGCUGGAGGCCCUGCUGAGCUCCCUGCCCCCACCCCAAAGCCAGAAGGAGGCCCAAGUUGCAGCCCGGGUUUGGAGGGAGUUUGAGACGAAGCGAAUGUUUCAAGGAGAGAAAAUUGAGGCUCGGAGAAUGAAAGGCAGAGAGUUAAGCAGCUUGAAGGCCACAGGGCAGACUGCUGCAAAGACUUCCGGGUCUCGCCCUGCCUAGGAUCCUGGCUUCCUGGACAAGCAGGCUCGCUGCCACUACCUGAAGGGUAAACUGAGGCAUCUCAAGACUCAGAUCCAGAAAUUCGAUGACCAAGGAGACAGCGAGGGCUCCGUGUACUUCUAAGUGCCCCUGCAGAUGGGCAGAGGGAUGCAUGGGGAUGCAGGUCCCUUGCAUUUCUUGGUAUCUCUCAGCUUUUCCUCUUGCAGCUCCCCCUACCAGGGGUCGCUUUCUCCUGGAUUGCAAAUGCCUCUUCAGUUUGGACUCAGCUCUGACCUGAAGGCCUUCCAGGACUUCCUUCUCUGGGUCCUCUAGCUCUGACCCUAUAGGGACUCCAGAUCUCAACCUGUUCCCUGGAAGUAGGGCCUGCUCUCCAUCCCAGUGAAAUAAACAUGUAUUAGACACCUA